Messenger RNA from Camellia sinensis, 1365 nucleotides. Its product is annotated as protein STRICTOSIDINE SYNTHASE-LIKE 10. Gene Ontology annotation, molecular function: hydrolase activity. Lineage: Eukaryota; Viridiplantae; Streptophyta; Magnoliopsida; Ericales; Theaceae. Gene Ontology annotation, cellular component: endomembrane system. The record is from RefSeq and is a predicted model, not a curated record.
CACACAUGAAAACAUACCAAAGAGAUGAGGCCACAGGUUGCUUACAAGCCAUUAGACAAUUUAUCACCACACAAUUGUCUUCUAGUUUCCCUCCCCCUAUAUAUAGCCCUGUCUCUAUAUACACUUUUUGCAGAGACACACACACAAACAAUGGUUCAUUUGGUUUCUCUAUCCAAAGCAAUGCUCUUCCUAACCACAUCAACAAUUCUUCUAUUAUCAGUCUUUCUCUCAUCAAUUGAUCAGAUUAAAAUUGUCUCCGAUUUGUUUCAAACCCAGAAGUUAUCUGCUAGUGACAAGCAUAUCAUUCCAAUUGUGGACGCAGUUGGGCCUGAGAGCUUGGCCUUUGACCCACACGGCGGAGGUCCAUACACGGGCGUAUCGGACGGCCGGAUCAUCAAGUGGCUACAAAAUGAACGGCAGUGGAUUGGUUUUGCUGUGACCUCUCUGCAUAGAGAUGGCUGUGAAGGUUCACAUGACCAUGAACAAAUGGAGCACAUUUGUGGGCGCCCAUUGGGCCUCCGGUUCGACCAAAGGUCCGGCCAUCUCUACAUUGCCGAUGCAUAUAUGGGCCUUGCCGUUGUGGGCCCUGAGGGUGGCUUGGCCACCAAGGUUGCAACAGAGGCACAAGGGAUUCCUUUCGGGUUCACCAAUGGUUUGGACAUUGAUCAGAGAAGUGGAGUAGUGUAUUUUACCGACAGCAGUUGGCGUUACCGGAGGAGAAACUACAUCUCUGUGAUAGUUAGCGGCGACAAAACAGGAAGGCUAAUGAAAUAUGAUCCAAAAAGCAAGGAAACAACAAUUCUUCUUGAAAAUCUCACAUAUCCAAACGGAGUAGCACUAAGCAAAGAUGGCGAUUUCAUUCUUGUUGCUGACACCACUAAUUGCAAAAUCUUGAGAUUGUGGCUCAAAUCAUCAAAAUCCGGGAUAGUUGAAGAUUUUGCCCAUCUCCCGGGAUUUCCAGACAACAUUAGGAGGAACCUCAAGGGAGAGUUUUGGGUCGCAAUUCAUGUGAAGAGAUGGAAGAUUUUGAAAUGGCUUCUCUCAUAUCAUUGGGUAGGAAAUACUUUGAUUAAAUUUCCUUUUGACAUUACAAAAUUAUAUUCAUAUCUUCCAAAAUGGAGAGUGUGUGGAUUGGCAGUGAGGUUAAGUGAGGAUGGUGAAGUGUUGGAAAUAUUGGAAGAUAAAAGAAGAAAUGGAUGGAAAUUUGUUAGUGAAGUUGAAGAGAUAAAUGGAAGUUUGUGGAUUGGAUCUAUAAGGAUGCCUUUUGUAGGGAUACAAGAAAGAGUAGUUUUUCAUUACUAUGAAGAGAUGGAUUAUUUUGUAUUAAUGGUCCUAUAUUGUAAAGGGAAGAUAAGGAGGAAAUAG